AUGGACGGGCGGGCGGGCGGCUGGCCAGCCUUCUGGGCCUGGCUGUUCACGCUGCAGUGGCGCAUCGUGCUCACCCUGCUGCGCGUCACCGGCCACUUCUGUGCGGUGGGGUGGCCACCAAGGUCCACACGGUUCUGGACGCGCUUCUGCGUCGCCAUCUGCAUUGUUGCUACCUCUCUCAAGAUCUCAAGCAUCCUACUCUAUGCCGCGAAUCAGAUCGGGGCAUCGAACGUGUCUUAUUUGGGGUGGCUUACAGGCAUACACACCAUCUCCAGGGGCUUGGUCACCAUCGUCCUGCAGGUGAUGUUGAUCUGGAGCCGCACGGAGCAAGCCGCCGUGGUGCAGUGCCUGAUCGCCUACAAGUCGUGUUGGGUACCCUCCCUCUGCUUGUCACGUGGCAUGGCCCUGGUUCUGGCAGGGUUCUUGGUGACUUCGAUGUUGCACCCCGUCACCGACUUCGUGCUCACGUGUCUGUGGGUCCCGACACAAAUGAUGACAAUCGCCUACUAUAUGAUCGACCUGCUGCCCGUAUUUCACACGAUGCUGGCCGGCUGUUCGAUUGCCGCCGUGCACAUUGCCUGCGUGUUUCUCGGCCUGGACGUGGCUGCCGAUGUUCAGGGCCAGAUCCACACCCUUGCAAGACGACUCGGUACGGACAUGAGUCCUGAGGAGGACAUGAAGAUCGCGCUGCAGUUUCGGGUGGUUCGAAUGAGGCAGCAGAUUCUGCAAGACGUAGUACUGGUGAGCAACCAGGCCCAUGGCGGAGCCUGCCUGUGCUGCAUGUUCGUCAUCGUGAUGGAAGCCUCAGUCAGCUCGUUCGUCGGCAUCACCUACUUGAGAACGCAAGGGAUUGUGCCCAUCCUCUGGGGCUUCUGCCUUUUAGGAAAGUUCGUAUCCAGCUUUAUCCUUGGCCAACAGCUGUGCAAAAUUCAUUUGAGAAUAGCAGACAUGGUGCAGUGGUUCCUGGUGCGCAACUCUUCCAUACCUAAUAGGACAAGGAGAGAAGUGCAGGGUUUCCGCCAUCAAGUUGAGAUGCAGGACUGUCGAUGUGGGGCCUACGAUCUGCUGUACUUCGACUUUCCAACAAUGAAAGCGGUCAGAUUAGCAGCGUGUUCAAUUGAUGGGGCCGCACUCGGAGGUCGAAUUUACCAUAUAUCUGUCCCCAAAAAUGUGCACGGAGAAAGAUAGAGUUUUCUUUGCUCGGAGCAUGUUCUUUGUAUUGAGUUUGAACUCACUUUUUAACAUCGCUUUCACACGAUUGCAGCUAAUGCAACUUUUUGGUUAGUGGGACUUGCUUUUCCUCGGUAUUCAAUCGAUCACCAACCAAGAUUUAGAUACAUAAUUGAGAAA
This is a messenger RNA of Thrips palmi, 1350 nucleotides long. RefSeq lists its product as uncharacterized. The transcript is spliced from 5 exons. The coding region runs from base 1 to 1188 and encodes 395 amino acids. The record is from RefSeq and is a predicted model, not a curated record. Lineage: Eukaryota; Metazoa; Arthropoda; Insecta; Thysanoptera; Thripidae.